AUAAUGAACACAAGAAAGAAAAUUCCAUAAAAUUGAUACUUCGUGUUUUGUAAGCCAAAUUCAUUUUCAAUUACAUAAAUUCUUUGAGUGCUAAAGUUUACAAGUCAAAUUUAUCUGUAAUGAUACUUAUUGUCCAACAUAUAUGAGGGCACAUAGAUGUCUCUGAAUGACUAAUUUUUCUCCUAUAAUCAUGAAAUGUAAUUAGAGCUUAUAGCUAAAUAACACGAAGAUAAUUUAUUUAGCUGACAACUGGAAGAAAUCUGUAAAGUCAAUGAACUAGUUUGAUACAAACAAUAGCAGGUUGAUUGAAUUUUCACUUUUUAAUCUGUUACUUUGAUAUCAAGUAUUUUCAGCAUUAAAUAAAUUUUGUUGAUUGAAGUAUUGUCCACUGGGAGAAGACAAUGUAACAUAUAACUAGAGGGCCUUUUCUAUUUUUCCUGAAUCUUUUGUAGAUUAAAGCAAUGGUUAUAAUGAUAUUCUCAGUAUGUAAAACUUCAAUAUUUGAUGCAGGCAUUCAGUUUUGUAUGUGUGUGUAAGUAUAUGUGUAUAUGUAUAUAUGUGUAUAUAAAACAUAGAUUGUUUAUAAACAGCUGUGAGAGAUAGAAAGCAAAGGAUAUUCUUUGAAACUGAAUGAGCACCCACUGUUCUGCCUAGAUGUUCAAAAAUUAUGUAGCAAGGAAUGGCUGUUUACAAGAUAUGUUCUAAAUUGUUUGUAUAAAUGAGAUAUACAUAAGUUGCUUCCCUUUAGCUACUUCUAGCUUCUACCUUGAGUUGGUUCAACUUAUUGCUUGAAUUUUAGAAACGCAGCCCUAUCUGAAUCAAUUAUCUUAUCCUCUUGAAAUUGCUUGCUUUCUUUCUUUCAUCUCAGAAUAUAAUUUUUCAGACCAUAACCUUCAAUGUUACUUAUACACCAUAAAUGCUUUUGACAUUUUGUUACAUAAUGAUUACUUUGUUGCAUUUACUCCUACAUGAUGGCACUCUAAAGUGACCAGGAUGACAUAUGAGGCCAAGAUACAGAGUGGGCACCAUUCCAUCCUGUGCCUCUCCAUUAAUCCAGGAUCAAUUGUAAUGUUCCUUGUCAUCAGGUCAACUUCUAUAAUUCAUUUUCUGGAUAAUUUGGAGAUCAUCUGGUUCAACCGCCUCCCCAAUCCAUGAUUCGUCAAAGAACUGACAUUCAAACAAGCAGAGUACAUUCAUAACAUCAAACAGAAAAUUAAAGACGACUUACACCCAAACUCAGACUCUUGAAAUUCUGACUGAAGAUAGACAUUUUUUUUUCUGCCUGAUUGUAUGGGAGAAAUUUUGACCUUAGAAGGUGGAAAUGAGGUUGCUAUGGAAACUGGUAAUUCUGCUGCCACUCAUAAAUACUUGCUCAGGUGAUGGCCAUUUGAGCCAUCCUAUUUUUACCCAGGAACCACAGGAUGUUAUUUUUCCUUUGGAUUUGUCAAAAUCUGAAAUCAUCCUGAAUUGUGCUGCAAAUGGUUAUCCUUCGCCCCAUUAUAGGUGGAAGCAAAAUGGCACAGAUAUUGAUUUUACCAUGAGUUAUCACUACAGGUUGGAUGGAGGCAAUUUGGCAAUCAGUAGCCCCCGCACAGACCAAGAUAUUGGCACAUACCAGUGCCUGGCCACCAACCCUCUAGGAACAAUUUUAAGUCGGAAGGCGAAGCUCCAAUUUGCAUAUAUUGAAGACUUUGAAACCAAAACAAGAAGCACAGUGUCUGUCCGAGAAGGUCAAGGUGUGGUGCUUCUCUGUGGUCCACCACCACACUUUGGAGAUUUAUCUUAUGCAUGGACUUUCAAUGAUAACCCCUUAUAUGUCCAAGAGGACAAGAGACGAUUUGUAUCACAAGAGACAGGAAACUUGUACAUUGCCAAAGUGGAACCAUCAGAUGUUGGCAACUACACCUGCUUCAUAACCAAUAAGGAAGCCCAGAGGAGUGUUCAAGGACCGCCCACUCCAUUAGUUCAGCGCACUGAUGGUGUGAUGGGGGAAUAUGAACCAAAGAUUGAAGUACGUUUUCCUGAAACUAUACAAGCUGCAAAGGAUUCAUCUGUAAAACUGGAAUGCUUUGCCCUUGGAAAUCCAGUCCCUGAUAUUAGUUGGAGGAGGUUGGACGGAAGCCCAUUGCCAGGGAAAGUCAAGUACAGCAAAUCCCAAGCUAUCCUUGAAAUCCCGAACUUUCAACAGGAAGAUGAAGGCUUCUAUGAAUGCAUUGCAGGCAACCUUCGAGGAAGAAAUCUUGCCAAGGGUCAACUGAUUUUCUAUGCCCCUCCAGAAUGGGAACAAAAAAUACAAAAUACAUACCUGUCUAUCUAUGACAGCUUGUUUUGGGAAUGCAAAGCUAGUGGGAAGCCAAACCCUUGGUACACAUGGUUAAAAAAUGGUGAACGCCUCAAUCCAGAGGAAAGAAUUCAAAUAGAAAAUGGGACACUUAUCAUAACUAUGCUGAAUGUAUCAGAUUCUGGUAUCUACCAAUGUGCAGCAGAAAACAAAUAUCAGAUAGUUUAUGCAAAUGCAGAACUGAGAGUAUUAGCCUCUGCUCCUGAUUUCUCCAAAAAUCCCGUUAAAAAAAAUUCAGUUGUGCAAGUUGGUGGGGAUAUUGCAAUCGAAUGCAAACCAAAUGCUUUCCCUAGAGCUACUAUCUCCUGGAAAAGAGGAAUGGAAAACCUGAGACAAAGCAAAAGAGUGUUUCUCAUGGAGGAUGGCAGUCUCAAGAUAUACAACGUUACCAGGUCAGAUGCGGGAUUAUAUACUUGCGUAGCUACAAAUCAGUUUGGUGUUGCGAAGAACACUGGCAGCCUUAUUGUAAAAGAGAGGACUGUUAUUACGGUUCCACCUUCCAAAAUGGAUGUUACAGUUGGCGAGAGUAUAGUGCUACCAUGCCAGGUGUCCCAUGACCCCUCCAUUGAAGUUGUAUUUGUAUGGUCUUUCAAUGGAGAUGUCAUAGACUUAAAAAAAGGAGUGGCUCAUUUUGAGAGGAUUGGAGGAGAAUCUGUUGGGGAUUUGAUGAUAAGGAAUAUUCAGUUAAAUCAUUCAGGAAAAUAUCUAUGCACAGUAAAAACAACUCUAGAAAGUUUAUCUGCAGUAGCUGAUAUCAUUGUGAGAGGUCCCCCAGGUCCCCCAGAGGAUGUAAGAGUGGAGCACAUUUCCAGUACUACUUCUCAACUAAGCUGGAGGCCAGGCUCAGAUAAUAAUAGCCCCAUUCAAAUAUUUAGUAUUCAGGCUCGGACACCAUUUUCUGUGGGUUGGCAGGCUGUUUCAACAGUGCCAGAAAUUCUCAAUGGUCUGACAUACAAUGCAACAGUGGUUGGUUUGAAUCCUUGGGUGGAAUAUGAAUUUCGUGUUGUGGCUGGGAACAGCAUUGGGAUUGGAGAACCAAGUAAACCAUCAGAAUUAUUAAGGACCAAAGCAUCAGUACGUGUGGCACCAACAAACAUCAAUGGAGGUGGAGGAAGUCGGUCUGAACUCGUCAUUACGUGGGAGUCAAUUCCAGAAGAACUCCAGAAUGGAGAGGAAUUUGGAUACAUCAUCAUGCUACGGCCAGUUGGCUCAACAACCUGGACCAAGGCAAGAGUACCAUCUGUAGAAUCGUCAAGGUUUGUUUACAGAAAUGAAAGCAUCAUUCCCCUCUCUCCCUUUGAAGUCAAAGUGGGGGUGUAUAACAAUGAAGGAGAAGGAGCCCUGAGUACUGCGUCCAUUGUCUACUCUGGGGAAGAUGAACCCCAGCUGGCCCCAAGGGGAACUUCUGUUCAAAGUUUUUCUGCUUCAGAAAUGGAGGUUUCAUGGAAUGCUAUUGCCUGGAAUAGAAAUACUGGAAGAGUUCUGGGUUAUGAGAUCUUAUACUGGACAGAUGACUCCAAAGAAUCCAUGAUUGGUAAAGUUAGAGUCAGUGGAAAUGUCACAACCAAAAACAUCACAGGACUCAAAGCUAACACUGUUUACUUUGCUUCUGUGAGAGCUUAUAACACUGCUGGGACAGGGCCUUCAAGUCCCCCAGUCAAUGUUACCACCAAAAAGUCUCCUCCAAGUCAACCACCAGCUAACAUUGCCUGGAAGCUGACAAAUUCUAAAUUAUGUCUAAACUGGGAACAUGUAAAAACCAUGGAAAAUGAGUCUGAAGUAUUGGGUUACAAGAUUCUAUACCGGCAAAACAGACAGAGUCAAACUCAUAUUUUGGAAACAAACAACACAUCUGCUGAGCUUCUGGUUCCAUUUGAAGAGGACUACUUGAUUGAAAUAAGAACAGUUAGUGAUGGUGGGGAUGGAAGCAGCAGUGAGGAAAUUAGGAUUCCAAAAAUGUCAAGUUUGAGUUCCAGAGGAGUUACAGUCUUACAACCUGGUGUCUAUUUCCUGCCAGUUGCCAUUAUGAUUUUUUUUUACUGUUUUGCUAUUCAGUCACUUAUAUGAUGAAUAAAACCAUAAAUCUUUUGA
Messenger RNA from Sus scrofa (pig), 4432 nucleotides. The record is from RefSeq and is a predicted model, not a curated record. NCBI's taxonomy places the organism in Eukaryota, Metazoa, Chordata, Mammalia, Artiodactyla, Suidae.